This is a messenger RNA of Girardinichthys multiradiatus, 3145 nucleotides long. Its product is annotated as axin-2-like. The record is from RefSeq and is a predicted model, not a curated record. The coding region runs from base 711 to 3077 and encodes 788 amino acids. The transcript has 11 exons. Lineage: Eukaryota; Metazoa; Chordata; Actinopteri; Cyprinodontiformes; Goodeidae. Gene Ontology annotation, biological process: negative regulation of canonical Wnt signaling pathway.
AUGGGGAAGCUGUUCCACAGGCCCCCUCUCUCGGCCGCUUUGAUGUGCUGCUGCUCAGCUUUGAAGUUGAGAAAUGCGGGCUGUGUUUCUUGUUAGUGGGCGAGAAAUACGGUGUUAUAGAUAAGAAGCUUAUGUGUGUGUGCGUGUGUGUUAGGGAGAGAAAGAGGGAGUGCAUGAAUGCAUGAAUGUGUGGCUUAUAUAAAAAAAAAAAAAAAAAAAAAAACACGAAUAUUUGUUGGGUGGUGGUGCUGCUUUUUCUUCUGGCUGGGUUAAAAAAAAAAAAAAACGCGUGAUCCCCCUUCUUCUCCACCCUCUUUCUUAUUUUUGACACCCCCAGCGAUCUACAUAGGCGAAGAGCCUGCCUACUCUGAGGUCAGUUGUUGAAUGGGACAGAGUGCGUUAAACUACCAGCGCUUGCUUGAUGUGCGUGUGGCGCGGUGGAGCCUCGAUAAAAGUCCGCCCGUCGCUCAUUUCUUCUCUUUUUGCGGACUAUAUAACGACUCGGAGAGUUUGGGACUGAGCUUAAAAUGGACUAAGAGCUCUUUUUAAAAACUUUUUUAUUCUGAUCUGCUCUACCAUGAGUGAAGAGGAGCUGAGAAGCUCCCCCGCUGCUUUUAGAGAGUGAGCGAGGAGGAUUUUUUUUUAGGGGGGGAGCUUGGAAGCUGGAGCGGAGGCACCACGGCGGCACUCUCACACAGGCAACCGGAGCCAUGAGCAGGGCGCUCACGGAGCACAUCAGCGGUAGCUUCCGAGAAGAUGCUCCUCGUCCUCCGGUUCCGGGGGAGGAGGGAGAGGCGUCAUGCUACAACCCGAGCAGAUCAGGCAAAAUGAGAGCCCAGAGCAAAGUUAAAGAUCUCCCCGCUGCUGCUGCUGCUCUUGUCGGCUCCAUGCCGCGGAGGAACGAGGAUGGACUCGGAGAGCCGGAGGGCAGCGCGUCGCCGGACUCGCCACUUGUCCGGUGGACCAAGUCUCUGCAUUUCCUCCUAGGCGACCUGGACGGUGCUCACCUGUUCAGGACCUUCUUGGAGCGGGAGCACUGCGUUGACACUUUGGACUUCUGGUUCGCCUGCAACGGCUUCAGGCAGAUGGACUUAAAGGAUACCAAAACGCUGCGAGUUGCCAAAGUUAUCUUCAAGCGGUACGUCGAGAACAACAGUGUGGUGGCAAAGCAGCUGAAACCGGCCACCAAGACCUUCAUAAGGGAUAGUAUCAAGAAGCAGCAGAUAGACUCGGCCAUGUUCGACCAGGCGCAGACGGAGAUCCAGUCCCAUAUGGAGGAGAACGCGUACCAGAUGUUCCUGACCUCUGAUGUAUACCUCGAAUACGCGCGCACUGGCUGCGAGAACGCCGCCUACAUGAACCACGCCGGGCUGGGCAGCCUCAAGCUGAUGUGCGGAUACCUUCCUCCCCUCAUGGAGGAAGAGGAGUGGAGUUGCAAUGACCUGAAGGCAAAAGGGUUGGGGUCUGUGGUGGGACUGUCUGCAAAGAACCUGAGGGCUACUGCUACUAUCCGGACAGCAGCUGAGGUGCUGGAGAAGACCUACAGGUCCCACCGACGAGGAGAGCCCGCCAGCCCGUACUUUGUCAACUCUGGCUACAUUUUCGCUCCCGCCACCAGUGCCAAUGACAGUGAGAUCUCCAGCGAUGCAGCGACAGAUGACUCCUUGUCGAUGACCGACAGCAGUGUAGAUGGCAUCCCUCCUUACAAGAUGGGCACCAAGAAGCAGCUCCAGCGAGAGAUGCACCGCAAUGUUAAGAUCAAUGGCCAAGUUACACUACCCCACUUUCCUCGGACACAUCGGCUGCCUAAAGAGAUGACCCCAGUCGAGCCCUCAGCUUUUGCUGCCCAGCUCAUCGCCAAACUGGAGAAGCUGAAGAGAGACCAGGACAUGAUGAACUCACUAGAGGAGAGACUGCAGCAAAUUCAGGAGGAGGACGAAAGAGAAGAGAGCAAUGACCUCAGCAGCAACAGCUCCCUCCAUCACCCCCUGCUCCCAUCCGCAAACCAGUGUGAGGAAGACCCCCAGGCCAUCUUAGAUGAGCACCUUUCACGUGUCCUGAAGACACCCGGCUGUCAGUCACCUGGCGUGGUCCGGCACUCGCCACGUUCACGCUCCCCAGAUCAGACAGGCGUUCUGGUGUCGUCCGGCCACGGAACUCUUUUUGGUGCUUAUCAUGGGUCCGCUAAGGUGCUGAUGACAGGCAGGCAGUCCACAAAGCACAUCCACCACCACUACAUCCACCAUCACCACGCUGGGCCCAAGACUAAGGAGCAGAUUGAGACUGAAGCGGCUCAGCGUGUGCAGUGCCUCUGCCCUCAAGGGGGCGCCAAUUACUCUGACUUCACACCUGCUCGCUGCAGCACUUUGUCCAAACGACCAGUGAAGGGCUCCGAUGAGGGCGCGUCUUCACCAUGCCUUCCCAUGGUUUCCACCGACCGCUCUCAGAAUGUUUGGCAGUGGAUCCUGGAGAGCGAGAGGCAGGGCAAGCACAAGCCACACAGCACUCAAGGCCUAAAGAAGCCCAUUCCUCUCGACUCCAAGAUUCUGCCUGCUAGGACCAACACCUGGGGUGGAGCUGGCUCCUGCAAUGGGAGUCACCUCCGUGUCCAUCACCCAGGCCAUCCCUUCAUCCAGGAUCCUGCUAUGCCACCUUUGCCCCCACCCAACACCCUGGCACAGCUUGAGGAGGCCUGUCGCAGACUAGAAGAGGUUUCUAAGCCGCCAAAGCAAAGGCAUUCAACACUCUCUAGCAGCCUUCAGAGAGACCGGAGCCAUCCACCUGCUGGAACUGGUGCAGGCACCGCUCAAAACAAUCCUGAAGAGUCUAAGGAGCUGGUGGUAACAUACUUUUUCUGUGGCGAGGAAAUUCCUUAUCGCAGCAUGAUGAAAAUCCACUGCCUCACCUUGGGUCACUUCAAAGAACAGCUCAGCAAGAAAGGCAACUACAGGUACUACUUCAAGAAGGCGAGUGAUGAGUUUGAGUGUGGAGCAGUGUUUGAGGAAGUGUGGGAAGAUGCCACUGUGCUCCCCAUGUACGAGGGCAAGGUCCUGGGCAAAGUAGAGAGGAUGGACUAAAAACAACCCAUGCCCUUCACCCCCCCACCCACAACUAAGCUCUCCCAAAAGAACUUGAGCAAUGGACU